AUGAGUUCUUCAACAACAAAAAAAUUUCGUGAGUUUAUGGCUGAACCACUUGGUGACAAAAGUAUUCAAGAUGUUCCUGGUAUAGGUGAUGUUCUUGGAACAAAAUUAUCUGAAGCUGGUUAUGAAAAAGCAUAUACUUUAUUUGGUAAAUAUUUACUAUGUAAUAAAGAUAUUGAACAAUUUCAAGACUGGAUUCAAACGCAAUGUGGUGCAAAUAGUCAUCAAGCUAAAACAGCAGCACAAGCAUUAUGUGAAUGGGCUGAAGCGUUUAUUUAA
Messenger RNA from Rotaria sp. Silwood2, 276 nucleotides. NCBI's taxonomy places the organism in Eukaryota, Metazoa, Rotifera, Eurotatoria, Philodinida, Philodinidae. The record is from the annotation of a GenBank genome assembly.